AGACAUGCGCGUUCCAGCCUCUCAUUGAAAGUUUGGGGAAACUCCUGCGGGCUGUUUGUCCGUGCAGCCCCAGGAUGAUGGCCGUGGUGCUGGGCAGCCUGGCUGCGGGGCUGCUGGCUCUGCUGUUUCUGCUCCUCCAGCUGGCUCGGGCUCGUCCCUUCCUCUGGGCAGAUCUGCGCUUCUACCUGAAACUGCAGCGGUACAAGCGGGCCGUGCAGGCUCGGGUGCGCCGGGGAAACUCCACAUUCCUGCACUGCUUCCGCUCCAGGGCGCAGCAGAGUCCCGGGAAAGCCUUCCUGGUGUCCCGGGAGCGCAGCCUGACGUACGGGGACGUGGACCGCCGGAGCGAGCGCUUCGCCCGGGUGUUCGGAGCCGCCGCGCGGCUGCGCAGGGGCGACGUGGUGGCGCUGCUGAUGAGCAACGAGCCCGACUUCGUGUGCGCCUGGUUCGGGCUGAGCAAGCUGGGCUGCACGGUGGCCUUCCUCAACAGCAACGGCCGAGCCCGGUCCCUGCGGCACUGCGUGCUCAGCUGCCGGGCCACGGCGCUGGUGGUGGGGCCAGAUUUGGUACCUUUGUUGGAGGAGGUGCUGACGGAUCUGAAGGAGGACAAUGUUGACUUGUGGGUGGUGGACCACACAUCACCCUCCAAGGAGUUCAACUGCUUACUUGAUAAGGUGGAAAACACGUCCGUAGAAACCUUGAGUGACAUCCCCAAGGUGGACAUCAUGUCUACCUUCCUGUUGAUCUUCACCUCGGGGACCACAGGUCUGCCCAAGGCCGCCCGUGUGGGCCACCUGAAAGCCAUCGGCAGCAUGGCCCUCUUUGACCUGUGUGGAGCCACCUCUGAUGACGUCUUCUACAUCACUCUUCCUCUGUACCACAUGUCUGCUUCCCUCUUAGCCAUCGGAGGCUGCAUACACCUCGGCGCGACAUGUGUGUUGAAGAAAAAGUUCUCUGCCAGUGGAUUUUGGAAGGACUGCUUGAAGCAUGACGUGACCGUGGUGCAGUACAUCGGCGAGCUCUGCCGGUACCUGCUCAACCAUCCCGUGGUUCCGGAGGAGAAAGCUCACUGUGUCCGGCUGGCAGUCGGAAGUGGUCUCAGGUCGGAUAUCUGGAGGAAGUUUAAGGCGCGCUUUGGGAUCAGUCACAUCCGAGAGGGUUACGGCAUGACGGAGACCAACGUGGGCUUCCUCAACUACACCGACGAGGUCGGGCCCAUUGGACGUGCCAGCUACUUCAACAAGCUUUCUGCUGCUUUUGAUCUGGUGAGAUACGACCCAGCGACGUGUGAGCCGGUCCGAACCAACUGUGGAAGAUGCAUACGAGCACAAACAGGCGAGCCAGGGAUCCUGGUUUCUCCCCAGACUGGGAUGAACCAGUUCCUGGGCUACGCUGGGAACAAGGUGCAGUCUGAGAAGAAGCUGCUCAGGGACGUCUUUGAAGCCGGGGACGUCUACUUCAGCACGGGAGACAUCCUGCUCCGCGACCACAGGGACUUUCUGUACUUCCGGGACCGCAUCGGAGACACGUUCAGGUGGAAAGGGGAGAACGUGUCCACCACAGAGGUGUCAGAGGUUGUGGGUCUUCUGGAUUUCAUCCAAGAGGCCAGCAUCUACGGCGUCUCCAUACCAGGACACGAAGGCCGAGCAGGUAUGGCUGCCGUUGUGAUAAAGCAGGGCCUCACCUUGGAUGGAAGGAAGCUCUACGAUCAUUUAGUGGAAACACUUCCUGCGUAUGCCUGGCCCCGCUUCCUCAGGAUACAAACGUCUCUGGAUGUGACGGAGACAUUCAAGCAGCAGAAGCUGAAGCUGGUCCAGGAAGGCUUCGAUCCUGACGUCGCUCCUGAUCCUCUGUACUUCUUGGACGUCUCUCGGAAAGACUUGAUUCUCCUCACAGCAGAUCUGUAUCAGGACAUUGUGUCUGGAAAGACCCGUUUAUGAAGUCUUCGGGAGGUUCCUGCAGGUUUUUAGACAGUAUUUGUAUCCUUGUGUUCAUGUUGCCCAUUAGUGUUGUAUAUGAAUAUGUGACCAGUUCAGCAGUGACGAGAACGGAAACAUGUCCGUGUAAACCUGGUUCCUGCUCUCAUAGACACCACUGAGACGUUCCGCCAAUCACUAUUCCACUUCUUCUCAAGAUGUAGAAAAGAUUGUACUUAACACCGUCCUGCAAUUAUCAAAGAAGCAGCUCCAGCUUUAUUCAUGAAUCUUACUUCAUAUCCUCUGCAGGUGCGUUUGGUUGGAGUUACACCAUCAACUAAUGUACUAAUGUAAUGCUGGUUCUCUCAGGGGGGUGUCAUUACUUUCUACUCAAGGAAAUGAGUGGCUGUGUGUGUGUGUCGGGGGGGGGGGGUAUUUUCAGGAGCAGCUAUAUUUUCAGUAUAACGGUUGUUUGUUUCUGCAAUCAUAUAUUGAACUGAUCUUCCGUCUAACUCAGAAUGCACACUGACAAAGUCUCUGUGUUCAGCCGACUCUUCACUACGCAACAUUUUUUCUGCACUUGUUAACAGUGAUGACUGUAAAUCAGGAGAGAUCUAAUAAGAAAGUUCUUACAAGUCUACUUUCUCACAACAUGCCGUUGUUUAGUAUUAACAAUUCAUUCUGGUUUCGUUGUGGUGGAUGCAAACAGCAGAAAACAUCCCUUUUCUACUUGUGAAACUUGAACAAUGUGAAUAAAUAUAGUUAUCAGCUCAUGAAAAUGUUACAUUUUAGGUCUCAUCUACACCCAUCAAGACCACCAACACUACGAAAGUCCUUCUCAUAUUUACAUGAUAGGUUUAACCCGAUGUUUAAACUGGUUCUGCAAGCUUGAUUGUCUCAGACUGUUGGACGUUAAAGGAACUGAACCAGUGAUGCAGAAGCUUGUUAGUAAAAUUCUGCAAAGUAUUAGACAACGAAUUUUCUAGCAUUUGUAUAACAAGUUUAACACUUUUUUUAAAAAGAAAUAUAGAAGUAUUAGAUCAGACACAAUCAUAAAGGAAAAUAUGUUACAAAUUUGGCAAUAAUUUUCUAAUGUCCUACAAAGUUCAGAGUUGAAGAGGAGACAAACAACAUUCCAGAGAUGAAUUAGUCUCCAAAUGUCUGCAGUGAUUACUCAUCUGAACAUGUUCCAACAGUGAAGAGAAUAAUGUCUUUACUAUAAACAUUAUUACUGUUUUUCUUUUUUUCAGGAUUUAACUGUAAUUGAUUUUGUUUUUUUGUUUGUUUGUAGGUUUGUCAGUUUUACAGAUUUUUUUUUUUCACAUCUAUGGUCAAAUUAGAAUUCCUUUAUUAAUUUAUUAUCAGAUGUUUAUUUGCUGGUUGAACUGGAAUUAAAGAUAGAAUGUGUUAACACACUGGGUUGUGUGUGUGGGUCUUUGUGGAUGGAUACACCCUCACACACAUAGCCACACAACUUUUUUUCACUGAACUUUAUUUUUCACUUUAACAAAAACAUGUCCAUCUUCUCCAGACUAAUCGUGACAUCUGUUGCUGUUGUGAAGUGGUUUCCAAGCGUAAGGGGGAAUGGAACUAUCCACCAAAAUCAGUUUUUAAACAAAAUUAGGCAAGAAGCAAACAAUAUUGAUGCAGAAUUCUAAGUUGUAGUAUAAUAUGUAAAAAAAAAAAAAUAGGAAAUGAAUUGUUAACUGCAUGUACUUUGUGUACAUUACAUCUGCAUGGAUAUACAAACAAAUACAUAAUAAAGUAGGUUUUGUUGUUUUAUGUUUUGUCAUUUGUGUAACUGUUUUGUCCCUCCUGUCAUACGAUACAUGUCGCCUGUUCGGUCAUUCAGUGUGAUGUUGUGUUCAAGUUGCUUGGAAUUUAGAAUUUAUCUACCGAAACUACUUAAAUGGACCUCGGCUAGUGUGAUGCACACAUUAAAAAAGUUCAGGGCUCCCUUACUUUUCUUUUUGUUUCAAUUUCAACAAAAAAGAUCAGCUAUACAGUUAACUUCAGUAAAUAAAUGAGCGACUAAGACCCACUUAGGCAGACUACUUUGUCUCACAACAUAAAGACUUUAAGUUAACGAGGUCAGUUGGGAGAAGUAGAACUUGUACAUACCGAUUUCCAAGUUCUUACUGGGGGCAACUCUUACAGCGGUUUUAUUUUCUAGUGCAGUGGAAAAUAUACAUGUAAAAAUUAUGCAACGUAUCAUUGCUCUAGCUUUUCUGUCUGUGAAGAGGACAAUACUUCGCAAGCCAAACUGCUUUCAUAAAUACAAUUGGCUAAAGGACUUUUCGGAUUUAUUGUCAAUGGAAAAGGCAACCUCAAUCCUUAAAGACAAUGAAAAUGACCAAUUUGCCCCAUGGACUUGAAUUAGAGAACACCUGAGAAUAAUAGAACCAUAACAUGACCUAUUGUGUUGGUCACAUGCUUUUUAUUUUAUUUUACUUAUUUUUCUUUUAGAGCUGGACCUGAACUGACGCUAGAGGCUCCAUCAUCUCUAAAGUUUAUCUCUACCAACCAUUCCCCCCAACCCCCUUGUCUUUCUUUUUUUUGUGUUAUUGUAAUGUUUUUCUUCUUGUUAUGUGAAAU
Cololabis saira (Pacific saury) is the source of this 4511-nucleotide messenger RNA. RefSeq names its product long-chain fatty acid transport protein 6-like. NCBI's taxonomy places the organism in Eukaryota, Metazoa, Chordata, Actinopteri, Beloniformes, Belonidae. Gene Ontology annotation, molecular function: long-chain fatty acid-CoA ligase activity; long-chain fatty acid transmembrane transporter activity. Bases 75 to 1940 code for a protein of 621 amino acids. The record is from RefSeq and is a predicted model, not a curated record. The transcript is spliced from 10 exons.